Aspergillus clavatus NRRL 1 is the source of this 1368-nucleotide messenger RNA. Its product is annotated as putative MFS monocarboxylate transporter. Bases 1 to 1368 code for a protein of 455 amino acids. Gene Ontology annotation, cellular component: fungal-type vacuole membrane. Gene Ontology annotation, biological process: transmembrane transport. Lineage: Eukaryota; Fungi; Ascomycota; Eurotiomycetes; Eurotiales; Aspergillaceae. Gene Ontology annotation, molecular function: transmembrane transporter activity. The record is from RefSeq and is a predicted model, not a curated record. The transcript has 4 exons.
AUGGAAGCCGAACAGUCCGAGGCCAUGACCGACUCAAAGCCCCCGAGCGAGUAUACGUUCGUGCUCCUGGAACCCUCGCAUAGGAGCAUUAUCUUGGCCUUCAAGCUAACCCAUGUCGCUUCUUCCAGGCCACGAGCGAACCUGACAAUUUUAGGGUCAUUCAUGGGUGCGUUCUGCACCGUCGGUUUUUUGAAUUCUUUUGGUGUCUUCCAAGAGUACUACGCGAGAAAUCAACUGGCGGACAAGUCGGAGUCGACGAUUGCAUGGCUGGGAGCACUUAGUAUCUUCUUCGUCUUCUCUGUGUCGAUGAUAUCUGGCCAGUUGCUGGAUAUGCUUGGACCGAAACUUCUGUUGUACAUGGGCUCUCUCGGGACUGUGUUCUCGCUUAUGAUGACUUCGCUCUGCAAAGAGUUCUAUCAGUUUAUUCUGGCUCAGGGUAUCCUGCUCGGGAUAUCACUUGCAUUGUUGGUCUGUCCAAUGCUUGCACUGGUUGGCCAGUACAUCAAGGUCAAACGCGGUGCUGCCAUGGGAAUAGUAAUUGCAGGUUCUUCUCUAGGAGGUGUUGUGUGGCCGAUAAUCAUCAACGAGCUUUUGAAGAAGCCCAACAUUCGUUUCGAGUGGACAAUGCGCAUCGUUGGAUUUAUAAUGAUGCCCCUUCUUACCAUCUCGUGUGUCUGUUGCCGGCCGCCCAAGUCACAGCAACAUCUCAUACAGCCGCCAUCUAGCCUACAGGACAAUGAGAGCGCCGUUCCGCAGCAUGAAUCGAAGGACACCCCCAAAGCGGAUUUUUCUAUCUUGAGAGAGCCAGUCAUGCAAGUGUCGUGCCUCGCAUUCUUCAUCAUAUAUUUCGGAAUGUUCUCUCCGUUUUUCUUCACCACGUCCUACGCAGUAUCGCAGGGCUUCUCCACUGACCUAGCAUUCUACACAAUCUCAAUCAUCAACGGAGCAUCUUUCUUCGGACGCAUCAUACCAGGCAUCCUUGCGGACCGCUAUGGCCGGUUCAACUGCUGCGUUCUUGCAACACUCGUUUCCGGUAUCAUUGCUCUGUGCUGGACAUCAGCAACAUCCGUGGCGGGCUUGGUCAUCUGGUCUGCGGCGUAUGGAUUUACCUCAGGAGCAAUUCUCGCCCUUCAACAGGCGUGCGCAGCUCAGAUCGCUACCCCGAAGACCUUGGGUCUGGCAAUUGGCGCCGUCAUGGCAUCUACAUCUCUGUCAGCAAUGGCGGGUGUGCCUAUCAGUGGUGAGCUAGCGAGCAAGUACGGGUACCUUUCGCUUUCGAUCUACUCGGGAGUGAGUCUCUUAGUGGGCGGCUUACUGCUUGCGGUAGCACGUUUCAUGCAGAACAGCAGCCUCCGGGCCUCAGUCUGA